Rhodofomes roseus is the source of this 2304-nucleotide messenger RNA. Its product is annotated as para-aminobenzoic acid synthetase. The record is from RefSeq and is a predicted model, not a curated record. The transcript has 2 exons. Bases 1 to 2304 code for a protein of 767 amino acids. Gene Ontology annotation, biological process: L-tryptophan biosynthetic process. Lineage: Eukaryota; Fungi; Basidiomycota; Agaricomycetes; Polyporales; Fomitopsidaceae.
AUGACAGUCACUACGCCCGCUGCCGGACCUCGCAUCCUACUCAUCGACUCAUACGAUUCCUUCACCUACAAUCUCGCGGCGCUUUGCAGGACAUCCAUACCUGACUGCCACGUUCAUAUCAUCAAGAAUGACGAUCUGACCAUUGACGAACUUCGUCCUUACCUUGAACAUUUCUCCGCGGUUGUCGUGGGUCCUGGGCCAGGAUCCCCAGACAAUGACAGCGACGUCGGUGUUGUCCGCGACAUAUGGAGACUUCCAGACGAUCACAUUCUUCCCGUCUUCGGUGUCUGCCUGGGUCUGCAGAGCUUUGCGAUCGAGUUCGGGGCCGAAUUGCGCAGACUGAACGUCGUCAAACAUGGACAAAUCUCCGCAAUCCAACAUCGCGGCACGGACAUCUUCUCCGGCGUCGGCGACGUUGCCGCCGUGCGUUACCACUCUCUGCACGUCUCGACUGACGGAUGCGACACCGUUGAGGCUCUGGCAUGGGCCGAUGACGGAGAGGAGAACGGGAAGGUGGUCAUGGCUGCGAAGCAUCGGACCCAGCCAUUCUGGGCUGUUCAAUACCACCCGGAAUCUGUACGCACGGAAGGUGGAGGCGCGGAUGUUCUCCGCAAUUUCUGGCAGCUCGCUGCGGCCUGGACAAACAAGCAGCGUCGUACAGUCCGCCCUUGGAAUGCCGCGGCGGAACGCACUCUAGGACCAUCAUGGCCGCCACCUCAGCUCCCUCGUCACUUAUCAACGGCCUCGGCUUCGAGAGUGACUACUGGCGUUGUCGAGGUACCCGGCGUUAUGCCCAUCAGCAUUUGCGAGAAGCUGGGUGUACAGGACGAGUCAGCAGAUUUCGUUCUACUGGACUCAGCAGCUCAACCUGGCCGUUUCUCUGUCGUGGGGUGUCUGACCGCAUCCUCUAUGAAGAUCACCCAUUACUUGGGUCGCGACCACAUCGACGUACACGAGAAUGGCGCUGCACGAUCCGAGAAUCUCGGAGCCUCCCCUGCAUGGGACUGGCUUGCAGACUUCAUGCGAACAAGGAGAGCCGAGGGUGGUAUCAGGGAAGUUCCCUUCUGGGGUGGGUUGGUCGGUUACUUGAGCUACGAGCUUGGCACCGAGACUUUGUCUCCCAGUCCGACUCAAGAAGCCUGUAACACUUCUUGUCGCAACCCUGAUGUCAAUCUGGUAUUCGUCGAGCGAAGCAUUGUCAUCGACACCGUCUCGGGGAAGGUAUACAUCCAGACACUCCUACCGGAUGACGAGGCUUGGGUGCAGGAGAUGUCACUGCUCGUCAAGGAGUGCCCUCGUUCAAACCCGGAGAGCAGGCGUACGUCCCCCGCCAAACGUCGGCGGAAGAGCACCACGACCUUGCCACCGGUGGUGACUCUGCCAGACCGCGGGCAGUACAUCUCUCGCAUCCGCGAAGCCAAGGAGUACCUCUUCUCCGGUGACUCAUACGAACUCUGUCUAACCGCCCCCACCCACAUCUCCGUCCCGAAGGCUGUCCGUGGUACUCCUGAGAAGAGCUCGUCGUGGGAGCUAUACAAGGUCCUACGCUCACGCAAUGCUGCACCACACUCGGCUUACAUCCGUCUUCACCCAUCAACACUUUUGUCAUCCUCCCCGGAGCGCUUCCUCUCCUACUCCAGACCCCCGCAUUUAACCUGCCAGCUCCGCCCCAUCAAAGGCACCGUGCGCAAGGCGCCUGGGAUAACGCGCGCCGUCGCGGAGCAGGCCCUUUCAGGCAGCGUCAAGGAGGUCGCCGAGAAUCUGAUGAUCGUCGACCUCAUCCGGCACGACCUCCACGGCGUCGUCGGCGAGGACGUGGCGGUGCAGCAAUUCUGCAAGGUCGAGGAGUACAAGACCGUCUGGCAGCUCGUGAGCGUCAUCGAGGGGAAGCUCCCCAGCAGCGAGCACGGCCCGCGGGAGAUGGACCUCGGGUGGGAGGUGUUGCGCAGGAGCCUACCGCCUGGCAGUAUGACGGGCGCGCCGAAGAAGCGUAGCGUGGAGAUCCUGCGUACGCUCGAAGAUCACCCCAGGGGCAUCUACUCUGGGGUGUUCGGGUACUGGGACGUCGGCGGUGGCGGGGAUUGGUCCGUGACGAUCCGUAGUUGCUUCAAACACGCCUCGGGCGCUGCGUGUUCUGCGGCACAGAAGGACUCCUCAACGCGGGUCGGGGCCACUACGGAGCAGUGGACGCUCGGUGCGGGCGGUGCCAUAACGGCGCUGUCGGACCCCGAGGCCGAGUGGGAGGAGAUGAUCGUGAAAGUCGAGAGCGUCAUUCGAGCGUUUGGGGAGGUCGAGUUUUCGUGA